CCUUGCAGAGUCAACCCUAAUUGUGUUUUCACAAAACAUGAAACUUUACGGUUAGUCUCGCCUCUUUGUUCUGCUGCGACUUCUGAGUUCUGACCACCAAGAAGUGAUCGUCUGCGUUCUCUGUCACCUUCAAUGGUGUUUCGAGAGGUUGUUUGACUCAAAUCAAUCUUCAGUCGCGUCUCUUUGACUUCGCUUUUGGUAACUGAAACGCUCAGAGAUACAGAUUCUUCCCCUUUAUGGCCUUCUUAACUCCAUAGACCGAUGUGCAGACAAAGAGACGCGACUGACAUUGAAUGCAAACAAAGAGACGUGACUGACAUUGAAUGCUACAAGCUAUUCCUCUGCAAGGCGGUGUAUCAACAACUAUAUAAAGAAUCACUAUACCGCCUACUGAUGGAGGAAGAGUUGGUAGCUAACCAAGAGGUGUUCAGGAGGAGAAAGCCUAGGAAGAUAGAUCUAAGUUCUAUGAUAUCCGUCGUACACCGAUGAUCGUUGGUAACUUGAGGAGUUGAUUGAUGAGAAUUAUGCAAUUGCACCGUCAUAUGUUGGGCCUCAGUAUCACGUAUGGAUAUUGUCUUUCGAUUAAGAUCAGCUCGAACCUAGAUGCUCGAUCUUAAGUCUUGCAAUGGAUUUUGUACUAGGUUCUAUCAGUUAUUGUGAUUUUACAAGAUGAGGUGGAUCUGAUGGUGUAUGUGAUGAAAAUUGAGAAGGCUCCUUUGGAUUCUUAUGCUGACAUUGGAGGUAUAGAAGCUCAGAGUCAUGAGAUUAAGGAAGCUGUUGAGUUGCCUUUAACUCAUCCUCAGUUGUAUGCACAUAUUGGUAUUAAGCCAUCCAAGGGUGUGAUUUUUUAUGGUGAGCGAGGAACUGGGAAGACAGUAAUUGCUAAGAUGACUGAACCAUGGAAGCUUGAGGAUGGUCAACCACCAUGCCAUCUUCAAAUGGAGUUACAAAACAGAGACAUAUUCUCAGGAUUUCCCACUACAAGGACCUUGACGUUAGGAGGUGCAACUGCAUUAAGAGCUUUGCCUUGCUCAGCAACUAUCUGUCUGUCCAGUGAUGUCCAACACGACAUGAUGUUCUAUUACAAGGCCUCAAGAUUUUUCACCAAUCAGAAGAGCUCAUUCCACAUCUUGGAACACUUCAUAAGGAUAUGUUCCUAUAUCAACUUCUCUCAGCCAAGGGACACGCAAUCCUCGAGUUCCAUUGCAAUACCAUCGAGAGCUUGGGUUGAUCUCUCUGUUCCAAGAAGUUUCAAAAAAAUGGUUUGGUCUGGUCCAAAUACUGCAUCAGAAGCAAGUUACACCCGGGAAACCAAGUUCAUAAGACCAUAUUAUUAGUAAGUAAUCAUAUCAUAUGUAACAGUAAUGGAAAAGGAGUAACGUACUCUGAUGAGCAACACCUCUCUCACUGUGAUUUAAAAAGGACAAGGGUUCAUGACAGAUUUGAUAACUCUAUUCAUUCUUUUCUUUAAUGUAAUAAAUUCCUCACACUUGGAUU
Brassica oleracea var. oleracea is the source of this 1497-nucleotide messenger RNA. RefSeq names its product ATPase family AAA domain-containing protein 1-like. Gene Ontology annotation, biological process: proteasome-mediated ubiquitin-dependent protein catabolic process. Gene Ontology annotation, molecular function: proteasome-activating activity. The record is from RefSeq and is a predicted model, not a curated record. Bases 684 to 1337 code for a protein of 217 amino acids. The transcript is spliced from 5 exons. Lineage: Eukaryota; Viridiplantae; Streptophyta; Magnoliopsida; Brassicales; Brassicaceae. Gene Ontology annotation, cellular component: proteasome regulatory particle, base subcomplex.